Molecule: messenger RNA, 2798 nt
Organism: Morus notabilis
Lineage: Eukaryota; Viridiplantae; Streptophyta; Magnoliopsida; Rosales; Moraceae
Product: proteinaceous RNase P 1, chloroplastic/mitochondrial
Exons: 7
Coding region: 4-2613 (869 amino acids)
Biological process (GO): tRNA 5'-leader removal
Molecular function (GO): protein binding; ribonuclease P activity
Source: RefSeq, a predicted model, not a curated record
CACAUGGCCUCCUCCUCCUCCUCCACCUUCAACUAUCUGCAGCAAAAGCACCAACCUUUUCCCUUCACUCUCUGUAAGUAUCCUUGCACUCUCAAUGUUUUUAACUUCCAUUACUCAACCCGUUUUCUAAUUUUCUCACCUCCCAAACAACUUCUUCUAGUUAGAGAAAAUGUUAGCCGUGUUGUUGCUGCAAAGUUGUCUGCCACAGACCAUGAACCAUCAUACACAAAAACCAUAAAUUCGAGAACUUUUAAAGAAAACAGAAUUGUGUUUCCUAAAAAAUCUGGGAAAAAGUAUGUUAGUUCAGUGGCGGAGGAAAAAAGGAUAGAAAAUAAUGGUAUUAAGUUCACCAAGGGAAAAACUACGAAGAGAGAACAGAAUUCAAGAAAGCUGAGGGAAAUGGGUGAUGGGAAUUCUUCUGUGAUGUCUACAGAUAAGAAUAUGGCGGUGAAAUCUUUGGGGAGUACGGAAAGUAAAGUUAGGAAUGUGAAAAGCCGAAAGCAGAUGGGGGAAGAGAGAGAGAAGGGAAAAGGGUCUAAGAAAAGUAAGACAGAUUCUCAAGAAGUUCGGUUGAGAGUUGGAUUGGAUAUGUGCUCAAAGAGAGGAGAUGUCAUGAGCGCAAUUGAGUUCUAUGAUUUGGCUCAAAGAGAAGGAAUCAAGCUUGGGCAGUACCAUUAUACUGUGUUAUUAUAUCUUUGUUCUUCUGCUGCUGUUGGUGUUGUUCGCCCCGCUAAAAGUGGGAGCGGCUCUCGGACUUUGAAUGAUUUAGACUCGUCCGAUGAAGUGUCCACUUUGAGCUCUGUGGAUUUGGAUAAAUCUAGGAUGAGUUCGGAUGGUAGGGAGUUGGAUGAAUCGGUUUCUGACAAUGGAUAUCUGAUUGAGAGUAGUAGAAGUGGUGGGACCGGUGACAAUGUUGAGUUAAAUUCUAGUAAUAGGAGAGAUGUCAAUUUUGAUGGUACUUUCAGUGAGAAGGAGAAGCUGAACUGGUUUUCUAAUGGGUUUGUGAAGCGAAAUUACCGAGUCCUGGAUGGACUUAGUAAGCCUGCAGAAAGUGAUGAAGAUUCUUCAGAUGAGAAAGAUGGAAACAAGAACCAAGAAGAUCAAAAGAUACGGGUCGAUGAAGAUUUAAAGGAAUAUGCGCGCCAGAGGGGAUUUGAAAUCUAUGAGAAGAUGCGCCUGGAUAACAUCCCGAUGAAUGAAGCGGCGUUGACUUCUGUGGCCAGAAUGGCAAUGUCAAUGGGUAAUGGGAACAUGGCAUUUGACAUGGUGAAGCAAAUGAAGUCACUCGGGAUAAAUCCAAGGUUGCGUUCCUACGGUCCUGCUUUGUCCGCCUUCUGUAGCAGUGGAGAUAUUGAUAAAGCAUUUGAUGUCGAGGAACAUAUGUUGGAGCAUGGUGUCUAUCCAGAAGAGCCUGAAUUGCAGGCCCUUUUGAGAGUUAGUGUAGGAGUGGGUAAGGGUGACAAAGUGUACUAUUUGCUUCAUAAACUAAGAGCAAGUGUGAGAAAGGUCUCGCCCUUAACUGCAGAUUUGCUAGUAAGUUGGUUUAACAGCAAAGCAGCUUCAAGAGUGGGGAAAACAAAAGGGGACAAAAGAUUGAUAAAGAAGUCGAUUCUUAAUGGAGGCGGAGGAUGGCACGGCCAGGGCUGGUUGGGAAGGGGAAAGUGGUCUGUGUUGCGAACAACUGUUGGAGCUGAAGGGCUGUGCAAAUGCUGUGGGGAGAAAUUGGCUAUUAUUGACCUUGAUCCGAAAGAAACAGAGAACUUUGCCGAAUCAGUGGCUUCUAUAGCCAUAGAGAGAGAGAGGCAUUCAAGCUUUCAGAAAUUUCAAAAAUGGCUCGAUUAUUAUGGUCCUUUUGAAGCAGUUGUUGAUGGAGCAAAUGUUGGACUUUUCAGCCAGAAGAGAUUCAUGCCAUCCAAGAUCAAUGCUGUUUCUAAUGGUAUAAGACCGAAGCUUCCCUCAAAGAAAUGGCCACUCAUUGUUUUGCAUAACAGACGUAUAACUGGACCUAAGAUGGAUGAACCAUUCAACAGGGCAUUGAUCGACAAGUGGCGAAAUGCUGAUGCAAUCUACGCAACACCUACUGGGUCGAACGACGAUUGGUAUUGGUUAUAUGCAGCUAUAAAGUUCAAGUGCUUAAUCGUGACGAACGACGAGAUGAGAGACCAUACGUUUCAACUUCUUGGAAAUGAUUUCUUCCCCAGAUGGAAAGAAAGACACCAAGUUCGUUUUAGUUUUUCUGAUGCUGGUCCAGAAUUUCAUAUGCCACCUCCUUGUUCUGUUGUAAUCCAAGAAUCAGAGAAAGGCCACUGGCAUAUACCUAUUUCAUCAGAACAUGAAUAUGACAUAGAGAGACCUUGGUUGUGUAUCAUGCGUGCCAAAUCACGUGUGACCAGACAAGAUACUAAAACUAGAUCUGAAGCUGUGGAAACAAAGACCAAGCCAAAGCCAUCCAACAAUGGCAACCCCAAAAGCACAAGUCCUCCAUCAGAGGAAAUCUACAAGCAUCUCAGAGAUAUUUUGUCGGGGUCAACGAUCUCGGAUGAUCACUCAAUCCUACCAGCAAUAGAGCUUGCAGAGAAGGUUGGUGGAUGUACCAUUGAUUUUCAGAUAUAAAGGGCCACGGGAAUAUCUUCUUCAGUCCCACAAGGACCAAGAGCCUUUUUUUCACGUCGUUUCCUAAAAGUUGCUUUUGGCUUCCCGAGCCAGUGAAUUUCUAGAUGUAAUCCCUUCAGUGGUUGAGAAAAGCUGAUGCAUCUCUCCUUUUUUUUUUUUUUUUUUUUUAGGAGCACUAAUUUAUG